UGUACUUCCGCUCGUAGCUUUUUGUCUUCCUUUUUACUUCCGCAUAUAAAAAAUGACCUUCCGGUUAUGCACACUGACUGAAUGGAGCGUCUCCAGUGAAACAGUUAUAGUUUUAUAUCCUCAUGCACAAUGAGGAUCGUUACAUGGAACAUAAAUGGCAUAAGGACUUUCAGAGGCGGUAUUAAAAAGGCUCUUGAUUCCCUGGAUGCAGAUAUUAUCUGUGUUCAGGAGACAAAAGUGACAAGAGACCUGCUUGAUGAAAGAACUGCAGUUGUUGACGGCUACAACUCGUAUUACAGCUUCAGUCGGGGACGCAGUGGCUAUUCAGGGGUUGCCACUUACUGUAAAGACAGUGCCACUCCAUUUGCUGCCGAGGAAGGUCUCACAGGUCUGCUGACCAACCACGAAGGAGCCGUUGGAUGCUAUGGUGACCAGGCUGACUUCUGUAGCGAGGAGCUGCAGCUUUUGGACAACGAGGGAAGAGCCGUCAUCACACAGCACAGGCUCAUGUGUCAGGACAAGGAGAAAAUGGUCACUGUAAUCAAUGUAUACUGUCCACGGGCUGAUCCUGAAAAACCAGAGCGAAAGCAGUUCAAACUGCAGUUCUAUAAGUUGCUUCAGUGUCGGGCUGAAGCGAUACUGAAAAACGGGAGCCACGUGAUCAUUUUAGGAGACAUAAAUACAUCUCACCAGGCAAUAGACCACUGUGACCCCAGUGAUAUUGAGGAUUUUAACGAAAACCCUGGAAGGAAAUGGCUGAAUGGCUUUUUGCUCGGUGUCAGACAGGAAGAGGAAAGGAAUGAGGACAAGCCUGAUGAAGAAUCUGACGUAACUUCAGCAGAUCCCAGCCAUGGGGGAAAAUUUGUGGAUACCUUUCGCUACUUCCACCCAACUCGAGCUAAUGCCUUCACAUGCUGGUCCACUAUGACUGGAGCUCGGCAGACCAAUUACGGUACACGCAUUGACUAUAUAUUCGCAGAUUACCAGCUAGCCAAUGAGUGUUUUAUAUCAGCAGAUAUCAUGCCAGAGGUGGAGGGGUCAGACCACUGCCCUGUGUGGGGGCAGCUGAACUGCUCUCUCCUGCCCAGCUCUAAGCCUCCUCCCCUCUGUACCCGCUACCUGCCGGAGUUUGCUGGCAAGCAGCAAAAACUCUCCCACUUCUUUGUCAAGGUGCAACAAAAAUCAAGUCAGCCUGAGCAGAGGGAUGCAUUACCUGCAUCUCAAGAAGAGGAUGAAAGGAGGGAGAAUUUAAACCCAUUCGGAGCUGGAAACACCUCUGGUAAAAAACGGUUAUUAACAUUAACAUCGGACUCUAAUAUCCCAAAAGUUAAAAAGACCAAGACUUCUUCAAAGCCGCAGGGCAGUCUCCUGUCCUUUUUCAAACCCAAACUCACAAAUGUCAUUCCCUCUACUGAAGCACCUGCCAGGCAGUGUGAAAAAACACUGGAUGAAGUUGCAUCAUCACAAAACUCCCAAAAAGCAUCUAGAGAGGAUGUGUCUUCCUUCGUGAGCAGUGAACCUGAAGAUACUAUGCCUGUGUUUGAUUCACCGCAGCUGUGCCCAAGCGGCACCACAGAGGAAAUUGAAAAACCGACAAAGACAAAACCCUUAACACCUCUGCCCAGUGUGGGACAUUCAGCUGCCAAGAAGGGAGCAUCGUCGGUGUUUUGGAAGUCAGUGCUUCGUGGACCACCCCCACCACCCUCCUGUAAGGUCCAUGGGGAGCCCUGUGUGCUUCGUACUGUAAAAAAAGAAGGACCCAACAUGGGCAAACAGUUCUUUGUGUGUGCUCGUCCUCAGGGACACGCCUCCAACCCUGACGCUCGGUGUAAUUUCUUCAUGUGGGUUGACAAGGGGAAGUGACAGGUUUACUGUGUGGAACACAAGUUGUUUUUCCUUUACUGAGACUCCUACACGGAUGUCUCAAAGUCACAGAUUGAUUGAUUGAUUGAAUGAUUUUUUUCCUUUAAUAAACAAUAAAGACAAUAGUUUUGUA
Messenger RNA from Scatophagus argus, 1996 nucleotides. RefSeq names its product APEX nuclease (apurinic/apyrimidinic endonuclease) 2 (gene apex2). Gene Ontology annotation, molecular function: DNA-(apurinic or apyrimidinic site) endonuclease activity; zinc ion binding; endonuclease activity. Gene Ontology annotation, biological process: base-excision repair. Gene Ontology annotation, cellular component: nucleus. The record is from RefSeq and is a predicted model, not a curated record. Bases 130 to 1863 code for a protein of 577 amino acids. The transcript is spliced from 6 exons. Lineage: Eukaryota; Metazoa; Chordata; Actinopteri; Scatophagidae.